Messenger RNA from Cherax quadricarinatus, 3894 nucleotides. The record is from RefSeq and is a predicted model, not a curated record. NCBI's taxonomy places the organism in Eukaryota, Metazoa, Arthropoda, Malacostraca, Decapoda, Parastacidae.
AGGGAAGGGAAAAAAUUUAAAAAAAAAACAAAGAAAAAAUAAAGCAAACUGAAACAUCAAUAAAAAAAGUAUUGAAGACAAAAUAUAGUACAGCAGUAAAUGCCUUCCACUAUAAUUUUUUGAGAAUGCAUCAUUGAAAAGGUGAGAGAACACUUUUUUUUAAAUUGGGUUUAAUUUUUAUAGCAUCAUUUUUUGAUAAUAUGGUAAGAAAUAUGAAUCAGCUGUACUAUACAUGCUCUUUACUUUAAAAUGUUAACAAUACAUUACAGUACAGUUGUGUUUUUCAUAGUGAAAGCUCUCUUAUUUACAUUUUUUUAAUAUUCAUUAUAAGAUAAUUUUAGCUUUGUAAAUUACAUCUGUAAUUAAGAAUUUUCUGAAUAAAAGUAAAAGUUCCUAAUUUUUAAUUUGGAAAAUGUAUCUUAUUCAGAUUUUCCCUUUGAUUAGGAGAGGCAUCUAGUUUCUGUUGUUAGGAAUUUCAUACAGUUUUGACACCCAUGCACAUGCAUUAGUUCAAGUAAGAGGGAGGUCACAGUGCUACAUAGUGUUUAGAGAUACUGUAAUUUAUUAUUAUUUAUUUUCUCUAAUUAAUGUUACUAUUCACAUUUUGUUUACUCUUAUGCAUUCUCUACCAUCUAUGGGCCCAGCUUAUGAGGCAUACAUGAUAUAUUAUCACCUCUAUCAGGCAUAUUACAGUCUCUUUUUUUGUGGUGAUUUUGAGAGCAAAUUUCAUUUCCGCACUGCUCAACACUUCCCAUUACCAAUCAUAUACCAGAACUGCACCAAGACCUACCCUAGCCAGAAUGAUAUUCCUUUCUAUCUUCAUAGUUCAUAUUUACAGCUGCAAAGUUUUACUCCUGAAGUCAAACCUGUUGGUCAGCGUCGUGCCCCUCCCCCACCACCUAUUCCCAAUCCUUCAAUUACUUCCAUGUCUUCUACUUCUUCUCAGUCUUCUUUGCAUCGAUUCCCAACCAAUACCCACACUUCCCCACCUCCCCCUCCCCCUCAUGCUCCUCUCCAUCUUCAAGUGGGAGUAAAACUGUAUGGUACGGAGGCUUCACACUGCUAGGGAUUCCUUGUCUCGUCAGCGUGGUGUACCAGUUGGAUGAAGAGCCCUGUUUAUGAAGUGUCUUGUUCGGGGAUGUUAUGAUUAUUGGAUACUUGGUAUGUGCUUUCCUGCCUAUGCAAUUAAAAUAUGCUAAACAUCAUGCAAACUUUGUAGUAUCAGUUGUUGAGAGUGAAAAGGUUAAUGAUUUAACUGUCCUUUUUGGAUAAGAGUAAUGUGAUUUUUGUGAUGGAAAUGGGUUGGUAAGCCAAAGUCAGAAUGAAUUCUGGACUCCAAUGGUAGAAGGAAAAAUCAAAAGUGUUGUACUGAAGUACAUUUUGAACACUGUGUUUGGCCAAUUGCUGAUAAAAUGGCUGAAUAUAUUAAAACAUCACAUGUUCAGUGUGCGAAAUGACCUUUAAAUUGCAAUGGCACUGACACUACAUGAGUGCAAAGAUAGAACUGCAUAUAUAAGUGCCUUUUGUAUAUUAUGCACCCUUUCCUCUCCAUAAAGUAUUGAACCCAAAUGCUGACCCAGUUGUUGCUGAUGACCAUAUGUGAUUAACGUGAUACUCUGAAAUUUAAUGGAAUCAGCUGAAGAAAAUAGCGAAGAAUUUAGAUAUGGAGUGCUGACAUGUGAAUAUUUUAAUUCAGAACUGAGUGUGCAAUAUUUUCUGGAAUAAGGAGUGCCUGAACUGGAUGUUAUUUAGAUAUAAUAUUCUAGACAGAGUCAGGAAUUGAUCAGAAACUACUUUGACUUCCUAAAACUUAUGAGUGCCAAGUUACUCCUGUUCAUUUCUGUAAAUAUUGUUGAUGUUCAUACAAAUACCUGCUCAUUUUUGGUAAGUCGUUGGAAUGUUAAGCCAAAAACUUGGGUGAAUGAGUACAAGAUUGUCUUGAAGUUUAAAAUUUGAGUUAGCUGGUUACCAUUUCAGUUAUUUUAAAAACCCUAAAAGGUUCCUUUGAUAAGAAAAAUAUAUUUUCAUUACCUGUAUUACCAGAAAGGGUGAUUGAAAUUAGAAGAGUUGAAAACUUAAAAAAAGUUUUGCCAUGCAUCUAAUGGUAUAAUUAUUCCAUUGGAAGUGCUGUUUGAAUUAGUGUAAAAUAAGCUGUCAUUGUGGAAAUGAGUUAAUUUUAUACAAGCAUUUUCUUUGACAAUCAAAUAUAUAAGUAAUGUCUCUUGGAUUAAUACAUUACAUCUUAAGUAUAAUAUGACAGACAUUAAAAGAGUAACAUUUACAAGCAAUAACUCAGCAAAAAUGUCCUUAAUCAUCCCUUCCAUGGAAACUUUUAGGUGUUGCAAAGGUGAUUUUUACACAUUCCUUUUAGGGUGCCAGCUGUACUUUUUUUGUUUUUGCAUUGGAUCUUCUAAAUUAUUAGUUGAAAGCUCAAUUUUUUUUACUUUAAACUUAGUAAUACUAUAUUACAUUCAUGAAAGAGCUUUGUGAUUUUGAUAACAUAUCAAGCCUUCCGCUAAUCGCUAGGAUCAUGGACGGUCUUGAAAAAUGUGUAUUUAAGGAGACUGGAGUCUUGAAAAGAAAGUGAACUGGUUGCAUGUUACUGUGCAGCCCGUCCAUUAUCAUCUUUACAAUGUAUUCCAGGAGCAGUCAGUGCCUUUCUUGUAUAGAAUGGAGUCUCAGCAUCAUGAAUGGAUUUUAGUCCUCACAUCUUGCCGCUCACUCCUGCCUCAAUUUGCUCUGAAACUAAUUCAUACAAAUAACUUUGUGGGUGCACCAGUCCUUCUAUAUUGUGCUCUCUGGAGCAACACACUGACAUCCAUUAUCAUUUACUGUUUUGAGUACAUUUGUAUUCAAAAUCUUUGUAUUCUCUGUUUGGUCAUUUUUUUUUUCAUAUUUCUGUCUUGUUACCUUCACAUUUACCUACUUUAGAAAUAAGUUCAUUUUCCCUUAUACUGGAAUAUGUUCAUGAUUAUUUAGUUGUAAACCAUUAUAUUUAUUGCCUUCUGACUUGUCUGAAAGUGCAAGAUCAAGAGUUCUUCAGCUGUAGCUGACUCCUGUUUACACUCUAGUCAGUCGCACUACUGGUGAUGUUGCUGAAGGUAUGAGCACUGCUGAAUUAUAAGCCAUUAUAGUAAAUAAUGCAACUUUUAUAAUCCUUAACAAGUUAAAUGUGUUUUAUGACCCACAUACACCUACACUUACACACACCACACACACGUACGUACUUACGUGCAGUGACUAUUAUUAUUAUUACACUAUGUUGUACAUCAUGUACUGUACUUAAAAAAAAAUGCAGGAAAAGUUUUGGGGUAAAUCUCCUUCAUAGACAAAAAAAAAAAAAAAAAAAAUUGUGUAACAGUGCCAAAGUUGAAUUAUAUAAUUAUGCAUGCGUGCACACAUGUAUAAUUAGUUAGUUGAUUAUGCAUAGAUGGACAUCCAAGAAACGUUUUUUUUUUUUUUUUUUUUUUUUUCAAUAUAUAAGUGGAAUGACCUAUACAGUGAGACAGUAUAAGCUGAUUCUGUACAAGAGUUCAGAAGUAAGUGCAACCAGAACUAAUGGUGAAGAAAAAGGUAUAUGUCGGGAACAAGCUCUUGUAAGGACGACAUUUUGCUUUAUGCAAAACUUCAUUAAUUUGUGAAGUUGUACACCAAAAUGUACACCAAUGAAAGCUCGUCCUGCAACAUAUCUUUUAUUUUCUUUUUCCACUAAUGAGAAAUAUAGCCAAGGGUUAGGAAAUUUUUUUUUUUUUUUCAAUCUUCAAGGUAGAAAGUGGAAUAUCUAGAAAAUUCUAGAUGAAUGGGUUGUGGAGGCAAACACUACACACAGUUGCAAGAGUAAGUAUAAUAGGCAGACUGAAAUCCAUUAAGAAUUAGGAUACACACACACACACA